Plodia interpunctella (Indianmeal moth) is the source of this 2264-nucleotide messenger RNA. RefSeq names its product fork head domain-containing protein FD4-like. The coding region runs from base 105 to 890 and encodes 261 amino acids. NCBI's taxonomy places the organism in Eukaryota, Metazoa, Arthropoda, Insecta, Lepidoptera, Pyralidae. Gene Ontology annotation, molecular function: DNA-binding transcription factor activity, RNA polymerase II-specific; RNA polymerase II cis-regulatory region sequence-specific DNA binding. The transcript is spliced from 2 exons. Gene Ontology annotation, biological process: regulation of transcription by RNA polymerase II; cell differentiation; anatomical structure morphogenesis. The record is from RefSeq and is a predicted model, not a curated record.
ACUCACCCAGUCCUUAUCUUCCACUCCGCUGUGAGAGACGUGUUACCAAAAAAAUCAUAAACAAGGUGACAAUUUUACAUUGCUAUACAGUUCUGUGCAAAACGAUGCCUCGGCCAACACGCGAAUCUUACGGUGAUCAGAAACCACCAUUCUCUUACAUAGCUUUGACAGCCAUGGCGAUCUGGAGCUCGCCGGAGCGCAUGCUCCCGCUGUCAGAGAUCUACCGGUUCAUCACGGACCGGUUCCCGUACUACCGGCGCAACACGCAGCGCUGGCAGAACUCGCUGCGGCACAACCUCUCCUUCAACGACUGCUUCGUGAAGGUGCCGCGCCGGCCGGACCGGCCCGGGAAGGGCGCCUACUGGACCUUGCAUCCGCAGGCCUUCGACAUGUUCGAGAACGGCUCGCUGCUCCGCAGGCGCAAGAGGUUCAAGCUGCAUCAGGGUGAAAAAGAGAGUUUAAACGCAGAAUUGGCCGCUUUGGCAAGUUUUAAUAGAGCAUUCCUGGCGAGGCAAGCUGGAGCAGCUCCGCCAGCUGUGGUACAUAAUGGUAGUUUGUACUCACCAGCGGCAACGCUUGGUUCGAGACCUAGUCCAGAGCCUAUGGAAGCGCCGGACACAGCAGCACUGCUGCCAGCAGGUCCGCGGCCCCGACGAGCGUUCACAAUCGAUGCCCUGCUGGAGCCCGAGCCUCGCCGGCUGUCGCCGUCGCCGCAGCCACCGCCACCGCUGCAGCCGCACUGUCCCCUCCCGCUGCCGCCCGCACCCUACCUGCUAGCGGCCCAGAGAUACCACGCAGAACUGCUAGCAGGUUUACAGCAAUCCUGUUUACCUCCCUUGUGGACCUGGCGGGACUCCAGUCAAUUUUCACAUUAUACGCUUAAUUCAUGAAUGGUAAAAGCAUCGACAUAGCACGAUCUCAAAUAACUCUAGUAUAAGAUUCCUAGAGACAAUGUGUGUUAAACCUAAGCUAAAAUAAAUAUUAGAGCAUUAUAACAGUCGCUAGUGGAGCCGCUACGAUUGUAUUGUGGUUUUGCAAAUAUACGACAAGAGUGUAGUGACGGGUUACUGAAAUGUCGAGGUUGAGAACAGGCAGAAAUCUGAAAUCAGGUGAGUGACGCUGAAGACACGUUUUGUUAAUUGUAGUCGAAAACGUAAACUUACAACUAAAACUCGUUUUUUUUUAUAUUUCAUUUCCGUAACUUUUUUACCUCACACGGUUUAACUCAAUACCAUAGUAUUACAAAAAUAAUUAUCAAAACAUCUCUUAUUUUAAUUAUACAUAGAUAGUCAAUUAGGUAAGAAAGUUUGGCUCAAAUGUACUGGACUAUUAGAGAACAAAUAUUUGGCGAUGCCGCUACCGCCUGGUCCUGGAAGACGGGGCAAACCAAAGAAGUGCUGGCUUGAUAUAGUCAAAAAUGAAGGAGCCUCACAACUAAGAAUGUCGUACGAAUAUGAAACAAAAGUAAGAAAGAUCUUUGACGAAAGAGCCGGGCAAUCGCUCUGAUAAGAGAAUCAAUUAAGUCAAAUAUGUCAAUAUAGUUUCAAGCCUUUGUUAGUCUACAUUAAUGUACCUAUCUAUUAAUAUUCAUAUAACCCUUGUAGAAAAGAUACCUUAAAGCAGUGGUUCUCAAAGUGUGCUGCGCGAAAAUAUAGAUCAUAUUGGAAAAUAAAUUGCGUUAUUGAAAAAUGAAAAACGCUUUGUAGAAAUUAUUUUUCUAUAUUAUAAAUAAUUAUAAGCAUUUAAUAAUUCAAAUCUAUAAAAUACGAACUUUAUUGAAAGUCUAAUAUCAGUGCCAGGUGUUAGGUCCGUACACCCAAGUUUUAAUUUUGCAAGUGUUGAUUUCUCCGGCUCCGACUAAUUUUCACUUAUUAAACUUAGAUUUCCAAAAGGGUUCCGUUUCCAAAAAAAAAAAUUACACAAAUUACACAAAAACCCUAAUUCGUAUUACAUUACACACUAACUAUGUUCAUAAUUUUAAAUGAGUCGUUGUAUCCAAAAUGAAAACAUUAUAUUAAUUUUCAGGAAAAUGUCCAAGAAUAAUCAGAUACUGUGAUUAACCCGAGAAUAACUACUCUAAAAGGCUGUAUGAAUAUAUUUUGUAUGACCAGAUACAACUAUGUUGGAACUGUGAUAUUUGUCAUUAUUUAGCUAUGUUCUAUUUGUAAAUAUGUACAGUAUUAUAUAGGAGAUAAUAGUAUUAAGGAAUUAUAUGUAUUAUAAUUUAUUGUAGUCACUAGUGAAAAUAUAUUAUAAAAAUGUGC